This is a messenger RNA of Sinocyclocheilus grahami, 2568 nucleotides long. Its product is annotated as extracellular calcium-sensing receptor-like. NCBI's taxonomy places the organism in Eukaryota, Metazoa, Chordata, Actinopteri, Cypriniformes, Cyprinidae. The record is from RefSeq and is a predicted model, not a curated record. Gene Ontology annotation, biological process: G protein-coupled receptor signaling pathway. Gene Ontology annotation, molecular function: G protein-coupled receptor activity. The transcript has 6 exons. Gene Ontology annotation, cellular component: plasma membrane. Bases 1 to 2568 code for a protein of 855 amino acids.
AUGGCAAAAAGGACUGUACCACUGGUGCUACUUUUCCUGGUGGUGUAUGGGGUCUGUGUGCCAGCUUCAGCACAAGUCUGCAGUCUGCUUGGUCAGCCUGCCCUUCCACUACUUUCUGCGCAAAAAGACAUUAAUAUUGGGGCGAUUUUCUCAUUCCAUAGAAGUGCUCUGCUAAAGAUGCAUCCUUUCACUUCUGAACCAGAGCCAACAACAUGCAUCAGCUUCAACUUGCGUGAGUUCAAAUUUGCUCAGACACUGAUUUUUGCAAUUGAGGAGAUUAAUAACAACACACAACUUUUGCCUGGUGUUUCGUUGGGCUAUAAGAUAUAUGAUUCCUGUAGCUCUAUAGCUCUGACUAUCCUCUCAGGCAUGGCUUUGAUGAAUGGUUAUGAAGAGACUUUGAGUGAUACAUCCUGCUCUAGACCACCAGCUGUUCAUGCAAUUGUUGGAGAAUCAAACUCCUCUCCCACCAUUGGUUUGGCAUCUUUAGUUGGUCCAUUCAGCUUACCUGUUAUUAGUCAUUUUGCCACAUGUGCAUGCCUGAGUAACAGAAACAUUUAUCCAUCCUUCUUCAGAACAAUACCCAGUGAUUAUUAUCAAAGCAGAGCGCUGGUUCAGCUUGUCAAGCACUUUGGCUGGACCUGGGUUGGGAUGGUCAGGAGUCGCAGUGACUAUGGUAAUAAUGGCAUCGCUGCAUUUGAGGAGGCUGCAAAACAAGAAGGGAUUUGUAUUGAAUACUCAGAGGCCAUAUUUAAAACUGAUCCACAAGACCAGUUCCUGAAGACGGUGGAAGUGAUAAAGAAGGGCACUGCCAGGGUGGUGCUGGCUUUUAUUGCAUUAGGAGAUUUUGUUCCCCUCCUGAAAGUAAUUUCACAGCAUAACAUCACAGGGAUACAGUGGGUAGGCAGUGAAUCCUGGAUCACUUCUCGAACUCUUGCAGAAACUAAGGAAUACAGUUUCCUUUCUGGAGCAGUGGGCUUUGCUAUAGCAAAUGCUAAACUUGUGGGUCUGCGAGAGUUUCUAGUGAAUGUGCACCGUGAUCAAGAACCAAACAAUGAACUGUUAAAAGAAUUCUGGGAAACAGCUUUUCAUUGCUCUUUCAGGAACAGUGGUAGUGGUGGCUGUACUGGUUCAGAGAGACUUGCAGAGCUGCAAAAUGAAUAUACUGAUGUGUCAGAGCUACGAAUAGCAAAUAAAGUGUACACUGCAGUGUAUGCUAUUGCACAUACACUACAUAAUAUAUUAAAAGACAUUAAAUCCUCCACCAAAAUCAGCAAAGGAGAACGACCAACACCACAAAAGGUGUUAGAGUAUAUCGGAGGUGUGAAAUUCACCAUCAAAACAGGUGAAGAAAUCUUCUUUGAUGCAAGUGGUGAUCCAGUGGCGAGAUAUGACCUUGUUAACUGGCAGCCUGUUCAGGAUGGAAGUCUGCAGUUUAAGAAUGUGGGCUUCUAUGACAGCUCGCUGCCUUCAGAGCAACAUCUUCAAGUCAAUCAGGAACACGUUCUAUGGGCAGGGGACAGUGGACAGUUGCCUGUGUCCGUGUGCAGUGAGAGCUGCCCCCCUGGAACUAGGAAGGCUGUGCAAAAAGGACGACCUGUCUGCUGCUAUGACUGCAUUCCAUGUGGAGAAGGAGAAAUCAGUAAUGGCACAGAUUCUAGUGACUGCUUUCCUUGUGAUUUGGAGUACUGGUCAAAUGAAAGCAAAGACAGAUGUGUUUUAAAAGUGAUUGAAUUCCUUUCCUAUACAGAAAUCAUGGGGAUGGUGCUUUGUAUUUUCUCUUUCAUUGGGUUGUUAUUAACGAUAAUUGUAUCUCUUCUCUUUUAUCUUCAUAAAGAAACACCUAUUGUCAGAGCCAACAACUCAGAGCUGAGCUUCCUGUUGCUCUUCUCGUUGACUUUGUGUUUUCUCUGUUCACUUACUUUCAUUGGUCGGCCCACUGAGUGGUCCUGUAUGUUGCGUCACACAGCAUUUGGGAUCACUUUUGUCCUCUGUAUCUCCUGCAUUCUGGGGAAAACUAUAGUAGUUUUAAUGGCCUUCAAGGCUACACUUCCAGGAAGUAAUGUUAUGAAAUGGUUUGGGCCUCUUCAACAGCAACUCAGUGUUGUUUUCUUAACACUAAUACAGAUGAUUAUAUGUGUGCUUUGGUUAACAAUAUCCCCUCCUUUCCCAUAUAUGAAUUUGAGCUAUUACAGAGAAAGGAUCAUCCUAGAAUGUAACGUAGGUUCAGCUCUUGGUUUCUGGGCUGUUCUGGGUUAUACUGGCCUGCUAUCAAUUUUGUGUUUUGUUUUAGCUUUUCUUGCUCGUAAGCUCCCUGAUAACUUCAACGAAGCCAAGUUCAUCACAUUCAGUAUGCUCAUAUUCUGUGCUGUCUGGCUCACAUUUAUUCCAGCUUAUGUCAGUUCUCCUGGAAAAUUUACUGUAGCUGUGGAGAUAUUUGCUAUUUUAGCUUCGAGUUUUGGUUUACUAUUUUGCAUAUUUUCUCCAAAAUGUUACAUAAUUUUACUAAAACCUGAGAAGAACACAAAGAAACAAAUGAUGGGGAAAUCUUCACCUAAAACUCUUUAA